Messenger RNA from Coregonus clupeaformis (lake whitefish), 3267 nucleotides. Its product is annotated as chromobox protein homolog 2-like. The transcript has 5 exons. Gene Ontology annotation, biological process: negative regulation of transcription by RNA polymerase II. NCBI's taxonomy places the organism in Eukaryota, Metazoa, Chordata, Actinopteri, Salmoniformes, Salmonidae. Gene Ontology annotation, cellular component: heterochromatin; PRC1 complex. Bases 64 to 2031 code for a protein of 655 amino acids. The record is from RefSeq and is a predicted model, not a curated record.
GCAGGCCCUCUAGAAUGAAACGUUUAAAGUGACGUAUGAGAGGCAGAGGUACGGUGCCUAACUAUGGAUGCCGCGGGAGGACAAUCUUUCCCUCCCUGUUCCGCUUUUCCUCGUAAAAAAAGGAGAGGGGCUGGAGCUAUGGACGGGGUAACUGUAGGGCAGGUAUUUGACGCCGAAUGCAUCCUCAACAAACGCCCAAGAAAGGGGAAGUUUGAGUAUUUGGUGAAGUGGAGAGGGUGGUCGUCCAAGCAUAACAGUUGGGAGCCUGAAGAGAAUAUUCUGGACCCCAGAUUAAUGGCUGCCUUCCACAAGAGAGAGCAAGAGAGGGACCUACUGUUCCGUAAGAGAGGGAAGAGGCCAAGGGGGCGUCCACGGAAAAUUCUGGAACCAGAGCCAACUGAAACCAAAUCCGACCGGUCCUCCUCAUCUUCUUCAUCCGGCCUGUCCUCCUCUCCCUCCGCCUCUUCCUCAGAAGAGGAAGAUGAAGACCAUGGGAAGAAGGCCAAACCGGGUCCUCGGCGCCGCAACCUCAACCUCAACCUCCACCCUGUCCCCCAGACAAGGCCCCAUAUCGUGGUGGCCAAGCAGGAGCCCGUCCGGAAAAAGCGCGGGAGGAAACCGCUGCUCCCCGAGCUGAGGGCUUUGAGACAGGCAAAUACCCGGCCGCCCCUGCCGCCCCCUCCUCUUUCUCGCCACCACCAGGUCCUCAGGCCCCCCCGUGAGCCCCCCAAAGAGGAACCUCGGGGGGGGGUGAAGAAGCCUCUACAGCCGGCCAGUUUCACCUACACCAGCCUGAGCGCCAGCCGGGGCUCCAGAGAUGAGGCAGCAUCCCAGCGGGCUGCUGGAGGGGCCUUCUUCCAGCCAGGGGCCUCCAAACCUGGGCCGCUGAACUCCAUAUGGUCGGGUCGCUCCAUGUCGACCACCACUCCCUCCUCUCCAUCCUCCUUUUCUUCUCUCAGCAGACCUCCCCCGCCUCAGAGUAAGGGAUCGUCAGAUCUGAAGCGCUCCCUCUCUGUCUCUGACGCCGGCAGCAGCAAUGGCAGAGCAGAAGGGCUCAAGGUAGCAUCCUCUGUAAAACCAGGGGUGUCUACAUCCACAUCACUUGGUCUCCACGGCUCCAAGACCUCCAGUGGGUUCGGGGGCUCUCCGGCGGCGUGCAGCCCAGCUCAACGCUCCCCAGCUGGGCAGAGGAGGCAGCAGGAGGGCCCUGGAGGUCAGGCGGUGGUGGUGGUUCAGCAGCAGGGAGCCAAGCCCGCCUCCUCUCUCCCUCCCUCGGCCAGAGACCGCAUCAGUCAGGCCCUCAGCCUCCGAGCUCUUAACCUGCAGAGCGUCAACAAACGGGCGCCCGGCAAUGGUCUCCAGGGAAACGGAACCUCCGACGCCACUGGAGUUGCAGUUUCAAGGUCGAGCCUGAGAAGCGGUGUCAGCCAGGCAGGAAAAAGAGCUGGGGGAAGCAUUAAAGAGAUGCACACCUCGUCUGGGCUAGACCAGAGCGUGGCGUCGGGAGGGUUAGGGGCAGGGGCGCUGCGCUCUGGAAGCAUUCCACAAGCCAGAGAGGAGAGAGGGAAGAACACGGGGGCAGAGACGGCGAGAGAGAUGAACAGAAAGGGGCCAAGGUGUGUAGGGAGAGGUAAUGGAAGAUUGGAGAAAGGGGGGAGUGUACAGGGAGUCGUGUCGUCGGGCGGGGGAGGCGGAGCGAGCACGGCGAGAGAGGAGGACAGGAAGUCAGGACAGAGCCUUAACGAGAUGAACUCCCGGAACUUCGAGAACUCUCGGACCCUUAACAAGCUCAGCACGGGCGACUCAGACGACACCAGCAGCAGUGAAUCAGAAGAGCGCGACUCCUCCCCUUAUCCCAACAACAAUGGGGCCCACCUGGUCUCUAUGGAGAUGGAAAUGGAGACGGACUGGCGGCCGGCGCUUAGCCUUCUAGAACACGUGUUUGUCACGGAUGUCACCGCCAACUUUGUCACAGUAACAGUGAAGGAGUCCCCAACCAGCGUGGGGUUCUUCAACGUCCACAAUCACUAAAGCCUGCCCAUGUAUGUACAGGAUGCCCCUAGACACUGGCCAUUGCCCCUCCUAAUGGUUAAAGGGACAUUACGCUUUCAAAUUAAAGUUUGACAGACAUUUUCAGACCUCUAAAGUAGUCUGAUGUUAAGGUAAAACAACGAUAGCUGGAUCUACACAACCUAUGUCAUGUGACAUAGUUUCAUUAGAGUACAUUAGUGGUCUGAAAACAUCUGACAAACUUUUAUUUAUGAGUGAAAUGUCCCUUUAAGGUAAGAAUCUGGAGGGAGGUUAAGCUCACUGAGCUUAUCCUGGAUCUGUGCCUAAGGGCAACCUAUACCUGGAGGGAUGAGGUACGACAUAACAUUAGGCCUGAUUCCAAACCCAUCCCUGGUCCCUAAGCCCAUUGACUGCCCCCUUGAAGAUUUUCAAGGAUUGGAUAUUAGACAUAAGUCAGGUAGGCUUGGGCCUGGUUCAAUUUCUGCCCUCAACCCCUUUGCCUAGGUCCUUCACUUUUCUGCAUAUUUUUCUCAUACAUAUCCAGUCUUUCAUACAUAUCUAUUUAGAUCUGCGAAGGGGAGUCAACAAGGGAUAGGGGAAAGAGACUGUUUUGGUAUUGGACUCUUGCCAAUUGAGGACUUUUGCGAAGACAUAGCUGUCUGUGAAGCUAUGCCAGCAUUUACAAAGAACUGUCAAAAUAUUGGCCAGUAAAUGGUGACAUAUCCCAUCUUACUUUUAAUUUUUCUCUGUCUGUUUGUCUUUGGACAAAAGGAGUCAUGAAUGUGAAUUGCGUAUUUAAACAAAUCUGUUUUAUUUUUUAUCCUGUCAGUCAGUAUUUAUCUUGCACUACAGUAUGUUAUUUCAAUAUUUUAAGCUAACUAUAUCCGACUCUGAAACAUACCCAAUCCUCUCAAGCAGGCAUUUAAACAUUUUACAGUUAUUUACCAGUGUUACUCCUAUCUACCUACCUACCUGUGGUGAAGACCAUUGGAAUACAAUCACACUCAGUCAUUGACUGUAAGAGCAUCAUAGGAGUGGAGAAGUGUUUUAAUUUAAUUUAUAUUUGCACAUAUGUUACUCUUGAUAUUAAUAUGUAUCUGUAACUCUGGUGCUUAAUAUGGCUUCAGAAACUCGUAGCCUGUGUGCCUCCUGCCAUUUCUAAGGUAUUGGAAUAAACCGUGAGUACUUAUAAAAGUGGGUGCUUAACCAUACCAAAAUGCUCUUGUUGUUAUGGUUAAAUCAAUCAAAUGUGUUUUA